Messenger RNA from Engraulis encrasicolus (European anchovy), 1611 nucleotides. RefSeq names its product outer dynein arm docking complex subunit 4 (gene odad4). The transcript is spliced from 12 exons. Gene Ontology annotation, cellular component: cytoplasm. The record is from RefSeq and is a predicted model, not a curated record. Gene Ontology annotation, molecular function: protein binding. Bases 69 to 1517 code for a protein of 482 amino acids. NCBI's taxonomy places the organism in Eukaryota, Metazoa, Chordata, Actinopteri, Clupeiformes, Engraulidae.
UGACAUUUUGCGAAUCGGCUUUAUGCAGUGAAGUUGCAGUGCUAAUGUGCUGAAAACAAAACAAUAAGAUGUCUGAUGAAAAUGAGGGCCAACAAGGCCCUAAAAGCACCUUUUCGACUUACAUGGCAGAGGGUGAUCAACUUUACCACAAAGGAGAGUACUUGAAAGCAAUCGAGAGUUACACCACGGCAUUGAUUUUGCAGCCUGAUGACAAGAACUGCCUCGUGGCUAGAUCCAGAUGUUACGUGAAGAUUGGAGACCCAGAGAACGCAUUGCGAGAUGCAGAGAAUUCCCUCAGGGAAGACAAAGAAUUUUUCAAAGGAUUGUACCAGAAAGCAGAAGCUCUAUAUACGAUGGGGGACUUUGAGUUCUCACUGGUCUUUUAUCACAGAGGGCACAAGCUGAGACCUGAACUGCAGGGCUUCAGACUGGGCAUUCAGAAGGCACAAGAGGCAAUCAACAACUCAGUGGGGAGUCCAUCCUCUGUUAAACUUGAGAACAAAGGUGACCUUUCUGCUUGGAAACCUGAUGAGAUGAAGAAGUCGCUAGCAAAGGGCCCGAUCGCUCCUUACAAGGAGCGCAGACUGCAGACGCAGAAGACCCCCAAGACGGAGCGGACUGCCAAGCAGCUGCUGGGAGAGCUGUACAGUGACAGGGAGUACCUGGAGAAGCUGCUCAGAGAUGACGACCUGGCGAAAGGCAGGACGAGUGGCGGUGAGCGUCUGCAGGACAUCAUCCUGACCUGCAUCUCCUACUUGGACACGCGCACCGAGUUCUGGCAGCAGCAGAAGCCCAUCUACGCUCACCAGCGUGACCGCAAGCUCAUGCAGCAGCAGCGGAAGCAGGCGCGGCCCGUCUCUGACAACACCCCGCAGGUCAUCACCAACAUGGACCAGAUCGAGAACGGCAAUCCUCAAGAAACCCUGAAGAAGGCCAGUGAAGCGCUGAAGGUAGUGCAGAAGUGGACGGAGGUUCCCAAUAAGGCAGAAGUGCUGGGAAACCUCCACAGCCUCAUAGGUAAUGCCCUCAUUGACCUUGGAGAUAUGGACAAGGCCCUGGUCCACCAUUAUAAAGACUUGGAGCUAGCAAAGCAGAGUAAUCAGCUAGAUCCCAAAUCAAGAGCGCUGGACAACAUCGGCCGUGUCUACGCUCGUAUUGGCAAUUUCCAGAAGGCGAUAGAGGCCUGGGAGGAGAAGGUCCCGCUAGUCCAGGACGGCCUGGAGAGCGCCUGGCUGUUCCACGAGAUCGGCCGCUGCUACCUGGAGCUGAAGCAGCACGAGAAGGCGCAGGAGUACGGCACCCAGUCCCUCAACGCCGCCACCAACAUCUGUGACGACAAGUGGCAGCUCAACGCCAAUGUGCUCAUCGCACAGGCUGAAUUGGAACUGGGAAACUUUGACUAUUGCAUUGGUCAUUUUGAGGAUGCGCUUGAUAAAGCAAAAAUCCUGCAAGAUGACCCAGCAAGGAAGGCAAUUCAGAAGGCCCUUUGUGAAGCUAAAGAACGUGCAGCCAAAUGAUCUGAUGUCAGGAUGGCUGACGGAGCUUCUAAGGAUAAGUUCACCUGAAGAUAAAUUCAUCACUGGAACUGACUUAAUAAACAUACAUAAUGCA